ACCGCUCUACCGGCGUUUUUUCUCAUCAUCUGUCAGCAAACAGGCGGUUCGACCCGGAUUAUCCAGCGAUGUUCAACCGGAACGGACAUUUAUUCUCCGAAUGUGUCACAGGAUAUAUUUAACAAAAAAGUCUGAUAUUAUCGAAUUCGAUAUUUGGUGCUUGUCGGUGUGAAAACCGGCGUUUUUUUUUUCUUCCCCGGCUAACCUCCCGCUAGCAUCCACUUCAUCUCUCUCAGAGGAGCCUAAACGGGUUUCACUCAGGACCUGUUUAAAACACUUUUUGGACUUUUGUGGAGCUCAAGAAAAAAGGAGGAAUUUGGUUGUGGGGGUUUUUUUUUGUAGAAAAAAAAGUUUUUUUUUUCCUUUAUCACAAAUAUUUGUGAAUAAUAUAUUUUUUUAUCAUAGAAGAGUAAAACUAGCCGGUUAGCUCGUACAGCGACUUUCAGGACUGCAAAAGUGAAAACGUCUCGGGGAUUCCGUGAAACCUCUCUCUCUCUCACACACACACACACCCACACACUCUCUCUUUCUCUCUCACCCACACACACACUAUCUCACCCACACACAGACAGAGACUAGUUCAUUUUUUCGGCUACAAUCCGCUCUAUAUCGCAUGAUGCACCAGCAGGGCUCGUUUGCCUCCCCCAUCCUGGGCGAUGUUCUAUGCCAGUGCAGCUCGGAGGAGUACCGGCUUUCGGACCCGGGCGGCGGUAUUAGCGGAGCUGAUGCCGCAGUUAGCGCCCGGAUCGCUGCUUCGAAAGACGAGCCGCACAUGUGCGUCGCGUGCGGCGGGCCCCAGCAGGAGAAUCGCCUCAAAGUCCUCUUCCAGAUCCUGGACGUGAACCGAGACGGAGGGAUCUGCGUGAACGACCUGACCAUCGGCUUGAAGAAACUCGGGCUCCAUCGAACCGAGCAUGAGCUCAGGAAAAUUGUGAAAGCUGGAGAUAAGGACCUGGAUGGCCAGCUGGACUUUGAAGAGUUUGUGCAUUACCUGAGGGACCACGAAAAGAAGCUACGGCUGGUCUUUAAAAGUCUCGAUAAGAAGAAUGACGGUCGCAUUGAUUCGCAGGAGAUCAUGCAGUCCCUCAGAGACCUGGGGGUCCACAUCUCCGAGCAGCAGGCAGAGAAAAUCCUCAAGAGAAUUAGGAGGGGCCAUGUAUUUGCUCCCAUAAUGUACAUGGACAAGAAUGGGACAAUGACCAUCGACUGGAACGAAUGGCGGGACUACCAUCUGCUUCAUCCUGCAGACAACAUCCCAGAGAUCAUCCUGUACUGGAAGCAUUCAACAAUAUUUGAUGUAGGGGAGAGUUUGAUGGUGCCUGAUGAGUUCACGGCAGAGGAAAAGAAGACUGGGAUGUGGUGGCGACACCUGGUGGCAGGUGGCGGAGCUGGCGCAGUGUCUCGCACCUGCACGGCUCCGCUGGACCGACUCAAAGUUCUCAUGCAGGUGCACUCCUCUCGUGUGAACACCAUGUGUAUGGCUGGUGGUUUCUCUCAGAUGAUCCGUGAAGGAGGUAUUCGGUCGCUGUGGCGAGGAAACGGCAUCAACGUCAUAAAGAUCGCACCUGAAUCUGCUAUCAAGUUCAUGGCCUAUGAGCAGAUAAAGCGGCUGAUUGGGAGCAAACAGGAGACGCUGGGAAUUCUGGAGCGGCUGGUUGCAGGUUCACUGGCUGGUGCCAUUGCGCAGAGCAGCAUCUACCCAAUGGAGGUUCUGAAGACUCGACUAGCCCUUGGAAAGACCGGUCAGUAUUCCGGGAUUGUGGACUGUGCCAAACACAUCUUGCAGAAAGAGGGCGUAGCAGCGUUUUACAAGGGCUACAUCCCAAAUGUGCUCGGCAUUAUUCCCUACGCUGGAAUAGACCUGGCUGUCUAUGAGACUCUGAAGAACUCAUGGCUACAGAGGUAUGCGACAGACAGCGCAGAUCCUGGUGUGUUUGUCCUGUUAGCCUGUGGCACAAUGUCCAGCACGUGCGGCCAGUUAGCCAGUUACCCUUUAGCCCUGGUUAGGACGCGAAUGCAGGCUCAAGCUACAUUGGAUGGAGCACCUCAGAUGUCCAUGAGCAGCCUGUUUAGACAUAUUGUGCGGACAGAAGGCGCGAUGGGGCUCUACCGAGGCCUGGCACCCAACUUCAUGAAGGUCAUCCCUGCAGUCAGCAUCAGCUAUGUGGUGUACGAACAUCUAAAAACCACACUGGGUGUCCAGUCCCGGUGAUAGACUGGCAGGUCGUUUCCUUUUGAUUUAUUGUUUUUGUUGGGAUGCAAAAUGGAUCUGGCUCUGAGAAGAAAAAGGACAGGCAAUCUUGGGUGGGGAGACCUGAGGUUUGAGUCAAUGUUCUCAUUCUGUGAAUGCCAGAAGGCCCAAGGAGGAUGGUAAAAAAGAACACUAAGAAUAAACACUAAGAACCCAAACCAGGAUGUAAACAAUGUUAUUACACCUAGGAAUUGUGCAUCUACUCUUCCUAGGACGCUCAGACUGUAGUAACCUGUUUUACUAGGGACCAAGAAGAUGCACCACUUUUUGUGGUGUCUUAAUGGAGACUUAGUCUUAAGCUGCUCGUUUGUGCUCUUGUAAUCCAGUAGGUGGCAGCAAAGGGCUUAAAAUUAAAGAGCCAGCGCACCACCUCCUACCCUCCAAUUUCUAUAUUUAAGCACUACGUUUGUUAUCAUUAAUGUCUUACUUAAUUUAUUAGUCAUUUAAGUGUUAUCCCAUGCAGAACCACCAGAUUCCUCCAGAAACAGCAGUCUGUGAAGCUGAUAUUUAAUGUCUUUCAUUAGAAUUUUUUUUUUUUAUUACAAAACCAAUAAUGUCUUGUUUUUUUUUUCCAUGUGUUAAUGUUCUACAUCUAUUUAUUUAAUUUUAAAGAACCGCAGAUUUAACACAUUUUUCUGUGGUUAGUACAAAGUUUAUAGUACAAACUCUUUUGUUUUAUGUUUGCGCUCGUUAUCACACCUUUGAUAAUUGGCUUGUCAGCUACGAAUCACAUUCACCAAUUUAGAUGAAGGACUGGUUUAGGUUGAAAGGUGUUAAAUGUUCAUGUUGUGUUUCUAACACAGGGGUGGAAUGUAGUGGGAAAAUCCAAUGACUGGAAUCAACUCACUUCUAUUUCAGUUCAGAAUCAAGUUGCUGUUUUGCACCUUACGUGAAGCCUCGCCUUUUUCCGUUUAGUUUUUCACGCAGUGUUAGUGCGCAAGCAUGUCUUGUGUCCUUAUUGUGUUUUGUGAACAGAAAAGACAUCAAUGCUGAUUAGAGAAAAAAGAACCUCAGGAACUUUAGGAUCACAAUGGGAUGUACAUUUGAAUUUUUAGACUGAAUGAUUACUCAAUGUUGCUGUUUAAUUUUAAAAUAAUGUUGUAAGAGGGUUGAAAAGUGCAUUUUAUGGACAACAAAAUGGGCUAAUCAUGUUAGACGUGCGUUAGACGACAUUGCUAGAGUAUGAACCAGUAACUUCAAAAAACCUUUUUUUUGUUUUUUUUUUGUUUUGGUUUUUUGCUAUAGAAGAUCCUUUAAAAAAUGCCUAUAGGUUAAUAUGAAUACAUGUGUACUUUGGAUAUAAUCCUGUGUAUGGGUGAAGAGUUUAGUGUCCUCCAGACAGACCAAAUGUAAAACUAGCUCAGGCGUCAGUGCCACGUAAGAGACCACAGCGUUCCCAAAAUGCAUUGCAGCCUUAAAGAAAGCUGCGUCUCCACAGAUGAGGGAUACUACAAACAAUUAUGUACAUAUGAGAUGUCCCAAUAAUUUUCAAUGUUUGCUUUGUGCUACUGAUAGAUUGUGGGUUCAUCAGAUGGAGCAAUAGAGUUUCUUAAUAUAGUGGUUGUAAGGGGAACUUUAAGAGCUGUGUCAUUUUCAAUACAAGAUCCACCAAGUUCAAAGUGAGCUUCUAUUUGGCCUGCAGGUAUAGUGGAGGAUAUUUGGUGUGAAAGGCAGCAGCUUGUGUCGGAAUCCAUACCAGAAUCUGUGAAAGCCAUCAUUUCUAACAUUAGCCCAAUCAGUGUCUGUCUUAAGGUUUUAAAAUUGCACACCGAAACUAGUUGCAGAUUCAUAAAAAACUGUUUGGAUUCUGCACCCGUGUUUUUCUAAGUGGACUAAUCUGGAAAAAAAAAAAUGUUCCUUGUCCUCCUUUAACUACUUCCUAUUGUUUUUAUGCAUGUAUUUGUGGUGUAGAUUUUAUAAAGCAGAAUACUGAACAGGGCUUUACUAUCGGCUUUGCCUCAUAGUGGAUGCCUCGGCUUCUGUUGCAUUUUGCACUUUUCCCUCCCUCGAAGGCAACCUGUAUGCUAGAAGUGAUUUGCUUGAUCAUGAGUGCUCGUUGAAUGGCAUUCGAUUGAUGGUGUACUUCAAUAUUAGGCAAGAUAAAAUUCUACAAAAAGAAGCUGCACCAUUAACACACUGCCUGAUGUGUAUGCUAUGUAGCGCCUUACUCUCAGCAGCCACCGUCUGGUAGCCUUUUAUUAAACGUACUGCUUUUGCAAAACUGAAAAAAAAAAAAUGCUAGAUUGCUGCUUUAAAUCCAGUGAGUGUCUGAGGAUGCAGUAAAACAACUGGAUAAGAUCAUUUCUCACUGCUGCGUGACUCAAUGAUCCACUGGUUCGUGACUGUGGUCCUGUGCUGUUUACACGACAAGAGAAAUGCAUUUCUGAAUUGGGGUAUGUCCGAUUUCCGAGCCUUUAAUCAGAAAUACACGGUCAUAUCUGGACCCCAAUGUUCAAAUGAGCUGAAAUGUAAUCAUCAAUGCAAAUGUGUACUGGAGUCUGUGUUGUCCCUGACAGAAUGCCUAAAGUGAAUAAAUGUAUAAAGUAUAUUUAUGUUUAUAUGAGAACAAAAUUCAAUAAAGAUAUUCAUAUUUCAAUCCAA
Silurus meridionalis is the source of this 4852-nucleotide messenger RNA. RefSeq names its product solute carrier family 25 member 25b (gene slc25a25b). Lineage: Eukaryota; Metazoa; Chordata; Actinopteri; Siluriformes; Siluridae. The record is from RefSeq and is a predicted model, not a curated record. The transcript has 11 exons. Gene Ontology annotation, biological process: transmembrane transport. Gene Ontology annotation, cellular component: mitochondrial inner membrane. Gene Ontology annotation, molecular function: calcium ion binding; ATP transmembrane transporter activity. The coding region runs from base 614 to 2212 and encodes 532 amino acids.